Molecule: messenger RNA, 1840 nt
Organism: Punica granatum (pomegranate)
Lineage: Eukaryota; Viridiplantae; Streptophyta; Magnoliopsida; Myrtales; Lythraceae
Source: RefSeq, a predicted model, not a curated record
CUCCGGUACGGUGAAUUCAGGAACUGCCGGCGUUUCCGCCACUCCCCGACUUCACAAUCGUUUGUCACAGCGGGGACGACCAAUUCAGAGAUUCCGACAUUCCGACAUUCCGGCGCCGGCGUAGAUUUCUCCCCGCGAGGACGGAUUGCAUGCGCUGUUCCCCUUCAGAGAAUUCCGUGACGGGCGGUGAUUUUGAACCGGUGAAUUGAUCAGUUGCCUGGGAGACGGGCAGCGAAUGACGUUUGCUAGAAGAUGAGUAGGCUAUCGUUCAGGCCCCGUCCUCUCGACAUUCACAAGAAGCUCCCCAUUGUUAAGUCUGUGAAAGACUUCGAGGAUGAUGACACCCCCACUACCUCAGCCACUCGCAGCUCCCAGCUGCUGCGGCUGUCUGCUGCUGACUCCGACUUUAACGUUGGCAACAACAUUGAGGUAGCCCCAACACCUGCCAAGAAGUUGGCUUCCGAAAUACCGACUCCUCAAUUCGUUGUUGUGGAUACCUAUGAAAGAGAUUAUUCACGCACAUUCGCUCAACCCACAUCAUAUUUACGCGGAAGAGGAGCAAGGGCUGAGCUUGGGGAAUUUGUUGAGUAUGACUUGGACAAUGAGGACGAGGAUUGGCUUCAACAGUUUAAUCGAGAAAAGAAGACCCUUUCGCCUGAUAGGUUUGAAAACCUUCUUUUUAAGUUUGAGGUACUGGAUCAUAAGGCUAGAGAAAGAGCUGGAGUUAUAACACCUACCUUUGGUGCACAAGUUCCCGUACUUUUGCAGCUCGAUGCAGCUGCUGAGGCUCUACAGGCUCAGGGCAUCAAACAUGUAGUUUUUCAAUCUGCAUAUUCCUAUUGGAAAGAAAAGCGUGAGCGGUGGCAAAAACCAAUUCUCCGUCGGCUGCAGCCUCCGCCUCCAGUUAAUGACACCAACCCGUAUAAUGUGUUUAGACCACGAGAGAAAGCCCAUAGACUACAUACAAGGAGGAUGCAACGGAGAGAAAAUAAUGUACAAUCAUUCGAAAAGCUUCGUCAGGUCAGGCGCAAUCUGGAACAGGCCAAAGUAAUUCUUGAGGCACUGAUUAAGCGAGAAGAGAGAAAGCGGGAUGCGAUGGAGACCGAAGUAAGUCUUCAGAGGCUCCAAAUGAAGUACAAGCAUGAGACUGAGCUCGUAGAGGACAGUUUCGAUGUACCUGGGGGAUUCCCAGCGUUCUCUAACAAGUUUGGUUCGAGCGAAGAGGAGUUUAUGGACUCAGAUGACGUGGCAAACUUUCGUCCUCGUCCAACGUCAACUCCACGUGCUUCAGCUGCAGCACAGAAUUUUAGGGACUCUGGCCACCCUGUUGUGGUUCCUGCUGGCGUCCCAAAGCAAGAGUUUAGGCGGCGAUUUAUUCCCAACACUAACAGAUGGCUUCAUAAAAUGGAUCCUCUUGAGCCGCUUCUCUUGUUCACGAAACCUCUUAUCCCUGAGAAACUGGCAGCAGCCCAUAUCGUACCUCCAUCCCGCGUGCCCGGAGCAAAGAGCAGCGGCGGCGCUGCAGUUGAGUUCCAUGGAAGAAUAGGCCGUGGGGGUCGCAUAAUAUUCGACAGGUGGAAUCCUCUUUCGCAUUCUCCGAUCAACUUUGGCAACUCAUACCACUUGCCCCCGAAGCCACAGGCUUCAAUGUAUAAUUGAUGUAGAAACUCGCUCAACUGUAUGAUUGAUUGAGCUGUCGUUUGGGAGAUGCGAAAAUUGUGUCUGCCUCUCCAUUUUUUCUGCUAUUGCUGUAUAAUAGUCUAUUCCUCUACUUAUUUCACUCUGCUGGUUCGGUCGUAGAGGGUGAGCGCUUUUAUUUAACUGUCUAUAAGCUUUGGCC